Messenger RNA from Plasmodium vinckei vinckei, 618 nucleotides. RefSeq names its product methyltransferase, putative. Gene Ontology annotation, molecular function: S-adenosylmethionine-dependent methyltransferase activity. Lineage: Eukaryota; Apicomplexa; Aconoidasida; Haemosporida; Plasmodiidae. The transcript is spliced from 7 exons. The coding region runs from base 1 to 618 and encodes 205 amino acids. The record is from RefSeq and is a predicted model, not a curated record.
AUGGCAGUAUAUGGUAAUAUAUCCUAUUGGAAUGAACGAUACACAAAGGAAGAAGAACAAUUUGAUUGGCAUCAAAAAUGGUAUGGUGUAAAACACAUAUUCGACGAAUUAAAUAUACAAAAUAAUGCAAAAAUUUUGAAUAUUGGAUGUGGUACAUCAAAGUUCAGUGAAGAGAUGCUUGAUAGCGGUUAUACUGACAUAACCAACAUCGACGCAUCCUCUGUGUGCAUAAAUAAAAUGAAAGAGAUAUACAAGGACAAGCCUAAUUUAAAAUAUAUCCAAAUGAAUGUCUGUGAUAUGAAAUUGUUUAAAAAUGCAGAAUUUGACUUGAUUAUUGAUAAAGCGUGUCUUGACUCUAUAGUUUGCUCAGAAGAUUCUUUAAAAAAUGUUGAAGAAAUGCUAUGCGAAACAUCAAGAGUUUUAAAACCCGAAGGUGUUUUUAUUAUUAUAUCUCAUGCCCAACCGUCCUAUCGAUUGGGAUAUUUACAAAAGCAAGAUUAUAAAUGGAAUGUUACGGUUAAAACAGUUAAACGACCCAUGCUAGGAAUAGUAGCCCCCCCUAUAGAUGACAGUUUACACUAUGUUUAUAUUUGUACAAAAGGAAAUGCGCAAGCGUAA